ACGGAGGAGAAGCCAUGGCCGGCAUAGAAAAAUGGCGGGGUCGGCCGGCUGCAGAGCAGAAGAAUCUUUCUUCGAAAUGCCAAUGGAACGGAGGAGGGAGAGACUUUUUGUACGGGGGGAGAAGGAGGUGAUGAGGAAUCGUGUGGCAUUUAAGGCGGCACGGCGCAGCGUCUGGGUGCGGCAUGCAUCGGCAUGUGAGUCCGCGCCGGGGUCCGUGCGCGCGAGCUCCGCCUCCCCCGUCGCCGCAUUCCUAUUUAAGCACCGCCGCGAUCACCGCCAUCUUCCUCACUCAUCAGUCAUCACCUCUCCGGCCGGUCUAGUACUCUAUCCUCCCACAUUGCGUCGAGCGUGCCCACCCACACACUGGCCUGCGACUGCAGGAGAGAGCGAGAGCCUAGGUAGAUUGCCAAUCGACAUGGCGCGCAAGGUAUCGUCGUGCCACUCGCUGGUGGUUGUCUUCGUCGCCGCGAGCCUCGCCGCGACGGCCCGGGCAGCAUGGAUCAGGGGCUCGGCGACGUUCUACGGCGGGGCCGACGCCUCCGGCACAAUGGGUGGCGCGUGCGGGUACGGCAACCUAUACUCGACGGGGUACGGGACGAACACGGCGGCGCUGAGCUCGUCGCUGUUCAAGGACGGGGCGUCGUGCGGGGAGUGCUACCAGGUCAUGUGCGACCAGCAGAACAGCCAGUGGUGCAGGCCGGGCGUGACGGUGACCGUCACGGCGACCAACCUGUGCCCUCCAGACUGGUCCAAGCCCAACAACAACGGCGGCUGGUGCAACCCGCCGCGGCAGCACUUCGACAUGGCGCAGCCGGCCUGGGAGAAGAUCGGCGUCUACCGCGGCGGAUACGUCCCGGUCAUGUACCAGAGGGUGUCGUGCUCGCGGAGCGGCGGCGUGCGGUUCACCAUCAACGGCAACAACUACUUCGAGCUGGUGCUCAUCACCAAUGUGGCCGGGCCGGGGUCCCUCAAGUCGGCGCAGAUCAGGGGCACCCGGACGGGGUGGGUCACCAUGUCCCGGAACUGGGGCGCCAACUGGCAGGCCAACAACUACCUCAAAGGCCAGAGCAUCUCCUUCCGGGCCACCGCCACCAACGGCCAGACGCUCGAGUUCGGGAACGUCGCGGGCCCCAACUGGCAGUUCGGCCAGACCUUCACCAACGGCCAGAAUUUCUACUAGCGGCGCGCCGCCACGCCGGCCGCCGGCUCUCCUGUUUUCCCUUGAUCAAUUUUGCAUCUGGAAACUUGCCAAAAAGAAGGCCUUAUUUAGUAGCGUCAUUGUGAUGGAAA
Molecule: messenger RNA, 1290 nt
Organism: Panicum hallii
Lineage: Eukaryota; Viridiplantae; Streptophyta; Magnoliopsida; Poales; Poaceae
Product: expansin-A12-like
Exons: 3
Coding region: 32-1180 (382 amino acids)
Biological process (GO): plant-type cell wall organization
Cellular component (GO): extracellular region
Source: RefSeq, a predicted model, not a curated record